Ogataea philodendri is the source of this 888-nucleotide messenger RNA. RefSeq lists its product as uncharacterized. Bases 1 to 888 code for a protein of 295 amino acids. NCBI's taxonomy places the organism in Eukaryota, Fungi, Ascomycota, Pichiomycetes, Pichiales, Pichiaceae. The transcript has a single exon. The record is from RefSeq and is a predicted model, not a curated record. Gene Ontology annotation, biological process: ubiquinone biosynthetic process. Gene Ontology annotation, cellular component: mitochondrial inner membrane; mitochondrion.
AUGCCACUGGUGAAACGGCCCGAUUUGGUGACUACGCGCCAAUUUCUCAGCGUCGCGCUUGCCGCCGGGUCCCAAUUGUACCGCAGCAUAUCGCUGGCUGACCAGUUCGAGACCGACGCCGUGCAAACCAAGGCUCCUCCGAAAAAGAAGGUCCCAUUGUACCAGCGGCCAGAACCAAACUAUCCGAACCACGUCCCACUGCAUCCGGUCGAGAAGGCCGCUCUGUUCGUUGGCUCUGCCGCAGGCGCGUACCUGCACCCCGAAAGAAACGAGUUCAUUGUUGCUCUGGGAGAAUCCACCGCAUUGCCAUACUUUCUCAACCAGCUCAAGGUCCAGAUGUUGAACGACCCAGUUGGCCGCCAGAUACUCAAAGAGCGGCCCAACAUCACAUCGGACUCGCUCCGUCUGGACGAGCUGCGCAAGUACCCGGAAAACUCGCUUGCACGUGCUUACGUCAGCUGGCUCGACAUGGAGGGGGUGUCUCCCGACACACGGGAGCCUGUGCGGUUCAUUGACGACGAGGAGCUCGCGUUCAUUUUCCAGCGGUACCGGCAGUGCCACGACUUCUACCACGCGAUCACGGGGCUGCCGAUCGUGCGGGAGGGCGAGAUCGCACUCAAGCUGUUUGAGUUCCUCAACCUCAAGAUCCCGUUUGCCGGGAUGGGGGCACUGUUUGCGCCGAUCCCGAUCAAAAAGUCGCAGCGCUCGCGUCUGCUCAACAUCUACUAUCCGUGGGCUUUGAAGAAUAGCGCCUCGUGCAAGCCGUUGAUCAACGUUUACUGGGAGAACAUUCUGGACCACGACGUGGACCACCUCCGGGCCCAGCUGGGGAUAGAAAAGCCGCCAGACAUGAGAAAACUACGCAAAGCAAAGAAGACUUCCCUAUGA